AUGCACAACGACUCGACCCUCGGCGCCGCGCUCAUGACGAACAACCCGACCCUCGAGGCCGAGCUCAGCGCUCUCAGGGCUCGCGUGGAGGCCGACGAGGCCGACAUCAACACUUUCUACUUGAUGGUCUGUGGCGCAUUCGUUUUUCUCAUGCAGGCCGGCUUCGCGCUGCUGGCGGCGGGGUCGGUACGGGCCAAGAACGUGAAAAACAUCCUGCUAAAGAGCGUCUGCGACGCCUGCCUCGGCGGCUUGGUAUGGUUCCUCGUUGGCUACUCCGUCGCCUACCAUGGUGGAGACGCUCCUGGCAACCACUCCGUCGCCUACCACGGUGGAGACGCUCCUGGCAACCCGUUCAUCGGCACGGAUAGCUCGUACCUUGCGCUGUCGGGUGUGCGGGACUGGGAGAAGAACGAUCAGGGCGCUAGCUACGCAGGCUGGAUGUUCCAAUAUGCCUUUGCGGCCGCGGCCGCGACCAUCGUCUCUGGCGCCGUUGCUGAGCGGUGCACCUUUGUUGGCUAUCUCUGCUACGCCGUGGUUAUCAUCGGCCUCAUCUACCCGGUCGUGGUCCACUGGGUUUGGGACCCGCUCGGCUGGCUCUCCGCCUCAAACCCACAGGCUGCGUUUGGAGGGAUGAUCGACUUUGCCGGCUCAGGCGUCGUCCACAUGACGGGCGGCGUGGCAGCCUUUGUCGCCGCCGGCGUGCUCGGCCAUCGCCUGGAUCGGUGGGAGAACCCGGCAGCGUUCCAGGGGCAGGACGCCGCUCUGCAGGUCAUCGGGACCUUUUUGCUGUGGUUUGGGUGGUACGGCUUCAACCCGGGGUCGACGCUCGCGCUGCACAACGCCGAUCACACCCUUGCGCGCGACGCGGCCCGCGCCGCGAUCACGACCACCCUCUCGGCUGCGGCUGCGGCGACGACGGGGCUGCUAAUCAAGCGCCACCUGCCAGAGUCCCUCGGAGGCUCGCGCACCUGGGACCUGGCGCACACCUGCAACUCGCUGCUCGGGGGUCUGGUCUCGAUCACCGCGGGCUGCUCCACCGUCUCGCCCGCCGCCUCGCUGCUCAUCGGCUGUGCAGGCGCCUGGAUCUAUCACGCCGCUUCAUGCUUGAUGCGGCGGCUGAGGAUCGACGACCCGCUCGAUGCAUUUGCGGUCCACGGAGCGUGCGGCUUCUGGGGCUGCGUCUCGGUGGGCCUCUUUGCUAGCCGCGUCUACAGCUACUCGCCGCACGAGGGGUCCCGCUUCCACGGCGACGAGGGGUAUGACGCUGGCUUGCUCAACGGCGGACGAGGUGUGCUGCUCGCCGCGCAGCUGGCAGGAGCCCUGUCCAUCGUCUGUUGGGUGGCUGCAACGUCCGGCCUCCUCUUCUGGACGCUGAGGGCGCUCAACAUCUUUCGCAUCUCGGAGGAGAUGGAGCUAGCAGGGAGCGACUUUACAAAGCACGGCGGGCCGGCGUACCCUUGGGUGGCCCACCACGAGCGGAUGCGCGACGAGCGCGCUCGGGAGGCGGCCGCGGGCAACGCGGAGCUUCCGCCGGAGGACGACGCGGUCGAGAUGGUGAGCGCCGUCCAGCUGCUGGACAGCGUGGCGGAGGCGGGCCCGAACUACACCCUGCUGCGCAGCAAGGAGACGAAGGCGAAGCGGCGGAAGCGACAGCGCGAGGAUGGCAGGGCGGCGCUCAACGGCCACACUGUCCUGCCCACCGGAUCGCGCCUCGAGAUCUUCUGCGACACCGAGCGGUGGUACCCCGCGACCGUCAUGGGCCGGGAGGAGGACGGGGACGGACGGAUCGCGCACCAGGUCGAGUACGACGGCUACCCGGAUCGGCGGUGGUGGCACAUGCUGGACGACGAGCGGUGGCGAGCCGUCCCAGAGCAGGCCGGCACGGGCGCAGGAGGCGCCGCCGCAGACGUGGACGGGGAUGCGGCGAUGGACCGCGCGGACGGCGAGGGCGCCCGUGCCGCGGGUGCCGCCGAGGCGGCCGAGGUGCGGCCGGCGCCGCCUCCCGCGUGCCGGGGUGUGCGGCGCAGCGCGCUGGCGGACGUCCUCGAGGCGGAGGACGACGAGCGGCAGGACGAGGCUGCGCGUGGCGACGAGCAGCCGAUGCUAGCGCCCCACGGGCCGGCGCUGUCGGCUCACGACGUCUGGGGCACGGGCGUCAACACCACAGGUUGGGCCGUCUUUGCCAUCACCGACUUUGCGAUCGGCGGCCUCACCAAGGCGCCUGAUGCUCAAGUCGAGGUGAUCGUCGAGCCAAAGAUGUCUUCGGGAAGGCCCGAGGUGUCGCACCUUUCCAAAGUGCUCUACGGCUCUACCAGCGGCGUCUUCGAUCUGCACGUCUACCUGCCCGCCGACAGCUCGGCGGUGACCGUGAACUUGUACGACCACUGCAGCUGGCAGGAGCCUGGCGAGCUGAUCUUCACAACCCGCUACGAUCUGGCAGACUGCCCGGCCGAGCAGUCGGCGACACAGGGCUGUGCGCUGGCGUGGCAAGAGCCCGUGGAGCUGCCACCGCUGUUGGCAGCCAAACAGUUCCGUCCUUGGCACCCUUGGGCGGCGUCACCCGGCGAGCGGUCGGCACGCCUCCUCGGGUACCAUGCGACUGGAGCAGAGAUGGUGAGCCGGGUGCGGGUGGCGAGUCGACGCGGUGUGGGCGUGCAGUUUGAGGACGUGUCGCGCGACCCGGCAAGGUUCGCGCUGGGCCGCAUCCAGAAUGAUGCGAUUGAAACGCAGCUCUUCUUUGCGGAGGCGGGCUCCGUAUUCCCUGAGGCGCUGCACGGGCUGUGGUGGAUGGACCAGCGUGGCGUCUCGCUGAAGGACGGGCCGUAUCCGUCGGAUCCGGAGUACACCCAGGUCUGCCUUGGAGCUGCCGAGGAGAACCUCAUCUCGUUUGGGGAAGCGUCCUGGGACAACGAGACGCGGUGCGCUUCCGGCGUGCGGCAAUACAGCGGCGGCCCGCUCUCUGGCCACUGGACCUGGUUCGAUGAGUCUGGGAAUGGUGAGAGCAAACCGUGGAGCAGCGGCGCCGACUGGAUCCUAAAGUACGAGUUCUGCUUCUCCAGCGAUGACUUUGACCAGAUCGAUGUGAGAACAAAAAUUACAAACGACGCGCUCGGCGAGAUUACGCUGCCGACGUUCGCUACGAUGGUUCGGACGAGCUGGGGAUGGGACCGUGUCACCACGAUUCCGGACGCUCCCGCAAAGCUGACGGAGUUUCUCAAGACCGCCUCUAUUGACUCGGGCCUAGCUGAUUGGGUUCAGGCCAAGUUCGGACCGGGCUACGGCGACUUUGCAGCUUCCGGCUUCGCCUGCCAUUACCCGUUGCGCCAGGUCGUUGACGGUACGGGCAAGAGGACUGACGCUUACAGCGAGUACCUCGCGUACGUCAACAUGCAGACCGAGUGCGAGGAGGCCAGCUUCGAAUGCCCCCGAAACCGGGGCAGGGGGACGCAGCUCGUCGGAAGGCUGGCGUUGCCGCGAUGAAGGAGACGCAGGUGCGGCUAAGUGAUAAAAUCACAUUCUCCUGCGUUCUGUUCGUAUGUUUACAGAGAUACGCGCCGAAA
Molecule: messenger RNA, 3560 nt
Organism: Emiliania huxleyi CCMP1516
Lineage: Eukaryota; Haptophyta; Isochrysidales; Noelaerhabdaceae
Gene: AMT4
Product: tentative ammonium transporter
Exons: 3
Coding region: 1-3480 (1159 amino acids)
Biological process (GO): ammonium homeostasis; ammonium transmembrane transport
Cellular component (GO): membrane
Molecular function (GO): ammonium channel activity
Source: RefSeq, a predicted model, not a curated record